CGUGGCUAAGCGGAACUAUCCGUUCUUUCUUUGCUUCCCAUUCCGAAUUCUGAAUUUCAUUCGCAUUUGGCAUCAAAAUCAAUGGCUACCACUGCCACUGCCACUGCCACUCCCACUCUCUCCUUCCACUUUCCCUCCCCAACCCUCUCUUCGCCCUCUUCACCUUCCCUAUUCAAACCCUACACCGUUGCUUCCCGCCAAAACCUCUCCUUCGCCACCACCUCCUUCGCUUUCACCAACUCCACCUCUCCUACUUUUCUCGCCAAGGCUUCUCCCAACUCGCUCCCUCCUUACAACGUUUUGAUCACUGGCUCUACCAAAGGAAUAGGGUAUGCUUUGGCGAAAGAGUUUCUAAAAGCUGGUGACAAUGUUGUGGUUUGCUCGAGAUCAGUUGAAAGGGUAGAGACAGCUGUCCAGAGCUUGAAAGUAGAAUUUGGGGAGCAGCAUGUGUGGGGAACUGCAUGUGAUGUGAGAAAUGCAGAGGAUGUGAAGAAUUUAGUUUCAUUUGCUCGAGAAAAGUUGAAAUACAUUGAUAUAUGGAUCAACAACGCUGGAUCAAAUGCAUAUAGCUAUAAGCCACUUGUUGAGGCUUCAGAUGAAGAUCUUGUUGAGGUUGUUACAACAAAUACACUUGGCUUGAUGAUAUGUUGUCGAGAGGCAAUUAAGAUGAUGGUGAGCCAGCCUCGUGGAGGUCAUAUUUUCAAUAUUGAUGGAGCAGGUUCAGAUGGAAGACCAACUCCCAGGUUUGCUGCAUAUGGAGCAACAAAGAGAAGUGUGGUGCAUUUAACAAAGUCAUUACAGGCAGAAUUGCAGAUGCAAGAUGUUAAAAAUGUGGUGGUGCAUAAUCUUUCGCCAGGAAUGGUUACAACGGAUCUUCUCAUGUCUGGUGUUAAUACAAAGCAGGCAAAGUUUUUCAUCAAUGUCUUGGCUGAACCAGCCGAAGUGGUUGCAGAAUACUUGGUUCCAAAUAUAAGAUCCAUCCCUGCUAAUGGAUCAAUGAAGCCAACAUACAUUAAAUUUCUCACUGGUUUGAAAGCCUAUUCGCAGAUAUUUUCAAGAUUGGCAUUCGGCGCAAGAAGGAACCGAUACAUUCUUGAAGAUUAAACUGCAUAAAAAAUUGUGCCAUGUGCAACUUUUAUUUAUUUUAUAAAUAUCUAUUCACCCCCCUCCAUUUUUGUCGAAACUUUUUAUGACAUUUUUUUCCUUUCUAUAAUUCCUCUCACGGUGAAACUAAAAUCUACAAAUUUAAGGGUAGAUAUAGCUAAUAAAGUAACUAGGUUAGAGCUGCCUUUAAGUAAUGAA
Cajanus cajan (pigeon pea) is the source of this 1302-nucleotide messenger RNA. It is a transcript of the gene NOL, whose product is annotated as NYC1-like protein. The record is from RefSeq and is a predicted model, not a curated record. Gene Ontology annotation, biological process: PSII associated light-harvesting complex II catabolic process; chlorophyll catabolic process. Lineage: Eukaryota; Viridiplantae; Streptophyta; Magnoliopsida; Fabales; Fabaceae. Gene Ontology annotation, molecular function: chlorophyll(ide) b reductase activity.